Messenger RNA from Antrostomus carolinensis (chuck-will's-widow), 1200 nucleotides. Its product is annotated as melanin-concentrating hormone receptor 1-like. Gene Ontology annotation, molecular function: melanin-concentrating hormone receptor activity; neuropeptide binding. The coding region runs from base 121 to 1200 and encodes 359 amino acids. Gene Ontology annotation, cellular component: neuron projection; plasma membrane. The record is from RefSeq and is a predicted model, not a curated record. The transcript has 2 exons. Gene Ontology annotation, biological process: neuropeptide signaling pathway. Lineage: Eukaryota; Metazoa; Chordata; Aves; Caprimulgiformes; Caprimulgidae.
CUUAAAGCACUGGCUUUCUGAGCAGCCCCACAGACCUCCAAGGAAUCAGCAACCUUUAUUCAUUCAACAUUAAACACUAACAUUGUCAAGCUGUUGAUGGGGACCAAUUUUUCCUGAAGGAUGGAUUUUAAAACAAAUCACACUGAGAGCUUGAACAGCUGCAUCCCUGACAGCUCUAAGGCUGUUCGAAACUUUUCUCUGCCUGGUGACCCCAGCAGGAUGAGCUAUGGCAGCUUCAUCAUGCCCACUCUGUUUGGCAUUAUCUGCCUCUUGGGCAUUAUUGGUAACAGCCUGGUUAUCUACACAGUCUUAAAGAAAUCUAGCCCUAGCAGUAGUGUCCCAGAUAUCUUCAUCAUCAGCCUCUCCAUGGUGGACCUGCUCUUCCUCCUAGGCAUGCCUUUCCUCAUCCACCAGCUGCUGGGGAAUGGAGCCUGGCACUUUGGGGAGACAAUGUGCACAAUCAUCACUGCCCUGGAUGCCAACAGCCAGUUCACCAGCACCUACAUCCUCACCGCUAUGUCCAUCGACCGCUACCUGGCCACCGUCUACCCCUUCACCUCCACUCGCUUCAGGAAGCGCCCUGUGGCAAUCCUUGUCAUCUGUGUGCUCUGGGCCCUUUCCUUCCUCAGCAUUACACCUGUGUGGAUGUAUGCUCAGCUCAUCCCUUUGCCUGGAGGUCUGCUAGGAUGUGGGAUUUGUCUGCCAGACCCACAGAGGGACAUUUAUUGGUACACUCUCUACCAAUUCUUCCUGGUCUUUGCCAUCCCUUUUGCCCUCAUCACGGUGGCCUACAGGAGGAUCCUGCUCAAGAUGGCCAGGUCCUCAGAAGCGCUGAUGAGCCAAAGAUGCACCAGGGCACGAACAAAAAAACUGACCCGUACAGCAAUUGCCAUUUGCGUGGCCUUCUUCGUUUGCUGGGCACCUUUCCACAUCCUGCAACUGGCCCAGCUCGCCAUGACUCGCCCCACUCUGCCUUUUUACUAUGCCUACAACGUGGCUAUCAGCCUAGGUUAUGCCAACAGUUGUCUGAACCCCUUCAUCUACAUCUUGCUGGGCCAAAAUUUCCGGAGGCAGCUUGUGGUCCCUGUAAGGCCAGCAGCUGUAGGGCAGGCUUCCCCACAUGGCAGCAAAAACACUCGAGGGGAUGCAAUUGAGUCAGGGCAGCCACUGCUGCAUUUGGUGUCCGUCUCUGGCAGGUAG